GGGAGGCCCCGCCGGCAGCUCUGUGUGCGUGCUGGUUGAGCGGCAGCGGCUGGGCGCUCCCCCGCGGCGGUGCCAUGGGGGCGCCCAGCGUGAAGGCGGUGUUCUUCGACCUGGACAACACGCUGGUGGACACGGCGGCGGCCGGGCGCCGCGCCAUCGAGGAGGUGGUGAAGGCGCUGCGGUGCCGGCACCGCUGCGGGGAGGGCCAGGCCCGCGACAUCUGCGAGAAGGUGCAGGCGAAGCUGCUGAAGGAGUGCCACGACCCCGGCAGGACGUGCAUCACCGAGCUGCGGAUCUCGCACUGGGAGGAGGCGAUCCAGGAGACCCUCGGGGGCGAGGCGAACCGCAGCCUGGCGGCCGAGUGCUACUUCUUGUGGAAAACCACCCGGCUCCAGCAUCUCACCCUGGCCGAGAAGACGCGAGGCAUGCUGACGGAGCUGCGGAAGGCCUUCCGCCUGCUCCUCCUGACCAACGGAGACCGGCAGACGCAGAGGGAGAAGAUCGAAGCCUGUGCCUGCCAGCCCUACUUCGAUGCCAUCGUUGUGGGAGGAGAGCAGAAGGAGGAGAAGCCGGCACCGUCCAUAUUUCACUACUGUUGUGACCUCCUGGGGGUGCAGCCCACGGAGUGUGUCAUGGUUGGUGACUCUCUCGACACAGAUAUUCAAGGAGGCCUCAACGCCGGCCUGAAGGCAACGGUCUGGCUAAACAAAACGAUGGCAACCCCAGCAGAUAGCGCCCCGGUACCUCACUACAUCAUUUCUUCCGUUCUCGACCUUCCAGCGGUUUUGCAGAAGAUGGAGCACAACAGUAAUGCCAAGUUAGGAAACGACCGUAGGGUUAGUAGCAAUGAGGCACACUGACAGUCCCAGCAGACAGUCUGAGAAACACUGGGCUGUUGACCCAUCCUGAUGUUAAAAAUUGGACACUAGGAUUUUAAACUCAUGUAUGUUAUGCUUUCUUAUACAGCAGGUGGACGAGCAAGAGCACAGCUGUCAGUGAAAGAGGAUAGAAACAAGAGUAUUAGAUUAAUAUAAAGGAUGCGGGUGCAGUUAAUUUUAAAUAGCUGCCUGUGUCUGAAAAUUAUUUUGGCAGAUGGGCUAAAACAUACUUGUCUCUGACCAAAGUUCCUAGUCCCUUUUUUUUAUACUGGAAAAGAAAAUUUGGAUGUUUUAACCUUUCACUUGCCUUGCUGACUUGUAAGUUCAGCAGAAACUUCGGUUCAAGCCUUGUUUGCAGUGUGGAAAACAUGAAAGUGAGAGAGUGUUGUGCAAGCUAGUAGAAGUUCUCAAUUGAUCUGCAGCUUAUUUCAGAAACUGAAGUGAACUUUGCUAUUUCUAAAACCAGAAUUUAUUGACAGAAUUUAUUAUGUAGCAGGUUACUAGGAAAUGAUUACCUCUGAUCCCUUUUCAAGUUUAAGUUUCCAAGUUUUAACAUUUUUUCAGAAUUUGCAAUGACUUUUUGUUUACAGAAUCAGUACCUCUUGCCAAAAAUAUUCAAAUGUACAUAAAACUUGUAUUUGUAAAGGGGACCAUUUAUCAGAGGGACUUCAUGGGUAAGGUUUUACUUCAUAUUAUCUUGGUGCUUAUACAAAUAGGCAGUAUAUGUGUAAUUCAGAUUACAAGACUAUUUUGUUGGAAUGUAAUUGAUAUAACAGGGAUAUUUUCAAUGAUCUUACUGUACUGUCAAGCUCUUUAACAGCUCAUAUAUUGGUGCUGUCUGACUUUAUUAGUUAGUUUUUACUUAUUGGAGAAACUGUUCUUGGUCUUGCUCAGGUAGAUGACUGCUCAGAGUCAACUGCACGAUCAGUGAUUUUUUUUGGCUGUUUUAAUAGCAAGCACUGCUAUACAAUCCCUCCUUACUCCAGUUUCUACAUGUAUGUCAUGUGAUUUACUCUGGAGGAAGUAUGAUUUAGUUGUUUGUAAUUGAUUUUCAUAACUCUAUACCAGGAACUUGUAAAAUGAUAUGUAUUACAGUAAAGUACACAGUUUCAUAAGGUGUAUGUGCUGUUUGUUCCACUAGGUGCAUCUAGUGGAACAUCUAAAGCUAGAUGUUUUAGAGAUGACUCUGUAAAACACUGAUGUUUCUCUUUCCCAGAUUAUUAUCUUAAUUUUGUUGUACUUCUUAUUUAUACUACAAAACAAAUGAGAAAAUUUUCCUCAAAGACACAUGUAUUAAAUGGAAAUGUACACACUUGGAAAACCUGCCUUUUCUAAAACCUAUAUGCUACAUAUAAAUAGGGCUGAAUAUCUGACAACAUGUGAGUAAUCAAACUUCAUAUUUUAGAAUAAAGCUAUGACAAAUCUUUCAAGAACAGGAACACUGAGGAGCUGGCAGAAGAGAGCCUGGCACGUUGGCUGUAACGAAAGGUCAGCAGAGAGUACAGAACCCUACCAGAAAAGGUUAAGUGGAAGGAAUCGUGUAUACAAGAAAGGUACCUUUCUUUAACUUAACAUGAGGAAACGGGCAUGAGCCACGAGUGAUCCAAUUUAUAGUGACACAGUGAGUGGCCAGAUGUGGCAUGAGACAGCAGGACUGACUGGACACACCUUUGAUACUGAAGGAAGAGAUGUAAGUUAAGAUUUUAUUUCGCCUUUGGGAGAGUAUGAAAACAGUCACUGUUGUUUAGCUGAUGAGCAAAACAUUGCUGAUAAGAUUCCUUGUUAACUUAAAACUGAGAGGAGGAAAAAAAAAUGAUCCUGAAUCCUGUCAGGAAUAUUAAUUAAAAGUAGAAAUGUAUCCAAAAGUUUAGAUGGAUCACUGAAAAGAUAACUUAGAUGAAGCCAUCCGUUACAACCAUACUGUCUGAUACAAAAGCAAUAACUUGGUUUACAGCAGUGUCCGAAAGUACUGGCAGUAUAACUCCAUUGUUUGCACAGCAUCAAGCUAAUAGAACAGGGGUCAGAAUGAUGUUUCUGACACAGCUAUGAUUUAAAAUAACAAAUAUUAAUAAUUCACAAUUCUGUCUGUGGACUGGAAGGAUGUAUGUACCAGGUUACCAUUUUCUAAUGUAAGUUGAGGUAUAAAUUCUCUUGCCAUUGCAUCAUUCUAGGAUGCUUCUAUGAAUGAGCCCACUCAUUGUAUAAAAGGUCUCUUGUUUUAGAAGAGUCUGUUCCUUGUUUUGCACUUGGCCAGUUACUUCCUUAUAUCUACAGUCUAUGAAAAAAAUGCUGUAGCUGAAUGCUCAGGUGAUAGUGUAGUCUGCAAAGGCCACACCUAAGUACACUUUUUUCCAUUGCUGGGAGCUGUACCAGGCUGGAUGUGACUACUGGUUUCCAGUCAGGGCAAUAUUAUUAUGAUGCUGCUAAAAAACAAGAAGAAAAUGUGAGAGAUUUCUCCACUGGGAGUCUUCUUAGAAGAAAUUACCAAAAAAAAAGGACUACAUAUCUGUAAUAACUCUAAAUAUACAAGAUAGGUUUUCUUGGAUGGAGCUAUUAGAGAAAACCAAGAGAAAAUAAUUUUACUUAUGGAAAUUGAAAAACUAAUAAUAGGAUAAUUUUCAGAUCAGAAGCAGAAAUAGGUCAAUAAAACAGUCUGUAUUCAGUUCCAAUGAAGUUCUGGUUUUGCUUAGUGAUAUGGUCUAUUAGAUAAGUUAUCUAGUUUAAAUUAUAUUGCCAAAACAUAGUAAAUAAAAAAGAGAAAAAGAAAUUCCAUCUAUAUUUUUAAAAACCUUUUUUUUUAAAAAAAAAAAAUUUAUCUACAGAGGUUGAUCUUCAGUAACUUUGACUUUAGUUAAAUGAACUGUUACAAAGUGUAAUACCAGCUGUAUUUUAGUUCUUGAUUUAAAAUAAUCCAUGUACUAGCCUAAUAAAAGUAUUUUGUUUAUAAAA
This is a messenger RNA of Oxyura jamaicensis (ruddy duck), 3827 nucleotides long. It is a transcript of the gene NANP, whose product is annotated as N-acetylneuraminic acid phosphatase. The record is from RefSeq and is a predicted model, not a curated record. The coding region runs from base 75 to 860 and encodes 261 amino acids. NCBI's taxonomy places the organism in Eukaryota, Metazoa, Chordata, Aves, Anseriformes, Anatidae. Gene Ontology annotation, molecular function: hydrolase activity. The transcript is spliced from 2 exons.